Marchantia polymorpha subsp. ruderalis is the source of this 2364-nucleotide messenger RNA. NCBI's taxonomy places the organism in Eukaryota, Viridiplantae, Streptophyta, Marchantiopsida, Marchantiales, Marchantiaceae. The record is from the annotation of a GenBank genome assembly.
UUCAACAGGUCACCCGCGGAGACAUGAAAGCACCGGCGAGCGGAGCGUGUGUGCGACUGGUACUGCAGGUGCUGGCUGCAGGUUGAGAGACUGCUCUGGGCAGCGAUAUGUGCCGCGGCUCGAAAGUCCAGUUUUCGAAUCGGGCACUGAAAUUUGGGCUUCGCCGAGAAUUCUUGGAUGUGAUGCUGAGCUCGAGGUUGUGGAACCGCGCGUGUAAAAGGGUCGCUUCUGUUGCACUUGCCAUUCCACUGGUUCCUCCCUCGUCUAUGCACUUCCCCUCGUCUGGGAAUUUUGGAAGGCGAUUAAGUCUUGUGCCAGCGAUUGUUUCUUCGUCUUCUCGUUCUUGUUCCAGGCGGUCCGCUUCGCUUGACGCCCCCGCUGCUGCUGCUGCAGCUGCCGUGGGUGUUUUGGAAAUGGAUCUCGAUCUUCUAUCCCGUCUCCGUGAAGCUGCCGAUGAGUUUCCACCACCUCCGGGAGAAAAGUAUUCUUAUGGGACUGCGGGAUUUCGAGCAGAUGGAAGCCGACUGGGCUCUACUGUGUUCAGGACAGGAGUGCUGGCAGCCUUGCGAUCGUUGAAAACAGAGAAGGUUAUCGGACUUGUGAUAACAGCCUCUCACAACCACGAACAUCAUAAUGGAAUUAAAAUUGCAGAUCCAGAUGGAGGUAUGUUAACUUUGGAUUGGGAGGAGUAUGCAGAGAUGAUGGCUAAUGCUGGUAACUCGGAUCUCCUUUUAAAGGUCGUUGAAGAUGUCAUAAAAAGAGAGGAUAUUCAGGGCGGAAGCCCAUCUGGGAAAGUUUUUCUGGCCAGAGACACACGAAGCACAGGCCCAGCUCUCAUUGAAGCUGCUCGAAAGGGUAUUGAGGCCGUGCAAGGCGUUGUUGCUGAGAACAAAGGGAUAUUGACAACUCCGCAACUGCAUUGGAUGGUGCGCGCCACUAACAAGGAUGAAAUCGGCUCAGAAUUGCAGUAUUUUCAGACUCUCUCAAAUGCUUUCAGAUUGUUACUGGACCUUGGGCCUUCAAAUUUGUUCAAGCCAGAGACUCUUAUUGUGGAUGCCUCAAAUGGUGUCGGUGCUAGUAAAAUUCUGGAACUAGGGCAAAAGCUUGAAGCACUGGACAUGGAAAUAAGAAACACAGGUGGAAAAGGAAACGUAUUGAAUUAUCUGGUCGGUGCUGAUUUCGUUCAAAAGGAAAAGGUUUUUCCGCUUAACUUUGAUGCAUCAAGCGACCAAGAUAAGAGGUGUGUCAGUGUGGACGGGGAUGCAGACAGGCUAGUUUACUUCUAUUUUGGACCCUCACAAACUGAUAAGUCACUGGCUAUGCAUCUUUUAGAUGGAGAUAAAAUCAUGGCUCUUUUCUCUUCCUUCAUCCUGGACCAGCUUCGUAUGAUGGAAAAAUCCACAAAUUUUGUCGGUGAAAGUGAUUCUCGUCCACCAAAUGUAGUAAUACCUGGGUACGGUACUGUAAAAUUGGGUGUGGUACAAACAGCCUACGCCAAUGGAGCAUCAACGAAUUAUCUCCAGCAAAAGCUUGGGUUGGAAGUCGCUCUUACUCCUACAGGAGUGAAGCAUCUCCAUGCAAGGGCAGAAGCCUAUGACAUUGGAAUUUACUUUGAGGCCAAUGGACAUGGCACAAUCUUGAUGCAAGAAAGUUUCGUAGAUUGGCUGAGGGAGCAUGGCAAUACACUUCCGUCAGUUGAAGGAAGAACAGCUGUCAAGAGACUUGUAGCUGUUAGUGAACUUUUUAACUCCGGGGUUGGAGAUGCAUUGAGUGGAAUUCUAAUGGUUGAGAUCAUCCUGCGAUAUCGAGAAUGGUCCAUUCAGCAAUGGGAUUCUAUUUAUACGGAUCUGCCAAGCAAGCAACUGACGAUUAAGGGUGUUGAUCGGUCGCUUAUCACUACAACAGCUGAUGAAACCAGAGUGAAAUCUAUACCUCAAUUGCAAGAUGCUAUUGACGUCGAAGUUGCGAAAUACAAAGCAGGGAGAUCUUUUGUCAGGCCUUCUGGAACAGAGAAUCUUGUGAGAGUCUAUGCAGAAGCUGCCACUCAGGAAUCGGCUGUGACCUUGGCAGAAGCUGUAGGACGACUUAUACUUCAGUACCUCCAAGCAGCUCCUGAAUCAUAGCUUUCUGAACAUAUUGACAUCUGCAAGGUUUUGAACAACCUUACGUUGAGUAUCGUCUUCAUAUGAAGGUGUCUUUGGAGACCUUAAUAUGAUCAUGAUUCUUGUCAUCAUUUUGUCAUAGCAGAACAUAGUAUUUUUCAUUUGUGAUGUAUCUAUAUUCUCAUGCCGCAGCAAGCAGCAAUCAUCCUAUGUCUACCGAUUUUAUAAAUAUGAAUGUAAUGAUUUUAAGUUCUAUGAAGGG